AAGAAUUUUUGACAUAUUUUACCACCUCCUCUUCUCUUCUCUCACCACCCUCCACUGCCAUCGUCUCUGCCCCUUCCCCCGCCGUAUCUCCCAAGAGUUAGUUGCCUUGAUUAAAAUAAAGUCAAAAUUGUUCUUAUAUCUUAAUAGUACCGUCCUGUAGCAGUUUGUUGUUUUGUUGUCACAACUCACGAGAGUUUUGCUAAACAUAUUCUCUCUUUCAGUGCUGCAUACAUUAUUAUACUACGUAUCAUUUUCUAACUUAUCUUGUUUUCUGGGUUUACUCUUUCUUUAAUUAUUACGGAAUAUUAUUAUUAUAAAUUCAUGCAUUAAUAUUCAUAUAUACUUUGUUGCAAAAUAAAAUAAAAUAAAUGAAUAACCAUUCAAUAGCAUGUGCGGCUUGAAAUUAUUAGUUGAGCAGCGACUGUUAUCUAUAUCCGUUUUUCCUUUAUUUUUUUUGGGAAAAUUAUUUGAAGUAUAAUAAGAAUUAAUUUGACUGGUAAUAAUAGCAAACGAAAAGUUUUGAUGGAUCGAACACGAUUUCAGCAGCAGCAGAUGACUUCCGGGCUGACGCGCUACCGGUCAGCGCCAACUUCAUAUUUUUCAACCCUUAUGAAUAGUUCUGCUGCAGCUGAUGCCGGAAGUAUUACCGGCGGCGGCGGAGGCGGCGGCGGAGGUUAUCCCAGAGGUGAUUUUGACCGGCAAGCUUUUGGGAGGCUCAUGGCGAGCCUAGAUUCCCAAGACUUGAGCUCGAAUCAGCAGAACCCGAAGAGGAAUUUGAACGUCAAGCAAGAAUCCGAAGCGUUUGAGCAGCCGUUUAAGCAGAAAUUGCAGAAGGUUGACCUUUUGUCAAAGGGUGAUAUUGGAAACUAUUCAGGACAAGCUCGAAACACCCAUACUUCUGGGGCUACUACUGCUUCUACUUCUGCAAUGGAUAGGCAGGAUAGUUCUUUUGGUUUGAUGAAUUCUUCAAAUCUCACCCGUUAUAAUACUUCUCCAGCUGGUUUUUUUGACCAAAUGGAUAUCCAGAAUGAAUAUGGUGGAGAAGCAGUGUUUUCCUCUUCCAGCCUAAGGUUUAAGAAUCAUACAAGCUUUUCAUCAGGGCAGCCAACUUCUUGUUCAGCACCAAUGGAUCCUAUAUCUGAGAUUGGAGACGAGAGCGUGAAGGACGAAGGCAGUCCAAGGAAUCAUGAAGAUUACGCCUCGGCUUUCUCCUUACCACCUUGGGAGGAUUCAGAUAUUUUUUCUGAUUAUUUCCUAAAUGCACCCGGAGAAAAACCACUUUUGAAUCCAAACACAUCAGAUGUUCAGAAGGGUGAAGAUCAAAGCCGAACUCCUGGCCUAUUGUCUCAUCACUUGAGUUUGCCCAAAAGUUCUGCACAACUAUCUGCAAUAAUGCAGGAUUCUGUGCCAUGUAAGGUCAGAGCUAAGAGGGGUUGUGCAACUCACCCGCGUAGUAUAGCCGAGAGGGUUAGAAGAACCCGUAUAAGCGAGAGAAUGAGAAAACUACAGGAGCUCGUUCCGAACAUGGAUAAGCAAACGAACACUGCGGAUAUGUUGGACUUAGCAGUUGACUACAUCAAAGGUUUAGAGUCAAAAGUCAAGGUAUUAUCAGAAAAUCGCGCAAAAUGUAAAUGUUCAGGUAAAUAGAAUGUCACAUAGGGGACCAGGUAGGGUUGGCUGAGCAGUGCACUGUCAAACAUUAUAUAUGUAAUAUAUAGAUAUAUAUUAUAUGUAUACAUAUAAAGCAUUGGUUGUAUGUUGGUUGACCUCAUUUUUAUCAUCAAAAGAAACAUAAAAGUAGGAGGCUUUGAUGUAUGUUUGACUCCUUUGCUGGGGAGCAAUCAUUUUCAGAUGUAUGAUCUUGUCCUUGAAUUGAAGUAGAAGUUAAACAAAGCUGUGGUUGCAAGCUGUCUAUUUAUGUCAAAGUUUAAUAAUGCCAUUACUGCAUCACCUAUUGUGGCCUUGUGGGGUCAGUAAGAGGGUGUUGUGUUUUGCUCCCCCAUAUUUAUAUAUGGGAGAAAUCUGUUGAAACAAAGAUGUCUGAUGAAUGGAAUUUGAAAUAAUAGU
Messenger RNA from Cuscuta europaea, 2067 nucleotides. The record is from the annotation of a GenBank genome assembly. NCBI's taxonomy places the organism in Eukaryota, Viridiplantae, Streptophyta, Magnoliopsida, Solanales, Convolvulaceae.